This is a messenger RNA of Heteronotia binoei (common prickly gecko), 10225 nucleotides long. It is a transcript of the gene CDC42BPA, whose product is annotated as CDC42 binding protein kinase alpha. The transcript is spliced from 40 exons. The record is from RefSeq and is a predicted model, not a curated record. Gene Ontology annotation, biological process: actomyosin structure organization; peptidyl-threonine phosphorylation. NCBI's taxonomy places the organism in Eukaryota, Metazoa, Chordata, Lepidosauria, Squamata, Gekkonidae. The coding region runs from base 598 to 6144 and encodes 1848 amino acids. Gene Ontology annotation, molecular function: protein serine/threonine kinase activity; ATP binding. Gene Ontology annotation, cellular component: cytoskeleton; actomyosin; cytoplasm.
AGGAAGAGGAGAAGGUGGUGGAGGAGGUGGCGGCGGCAUAUAUUUUCCAGCACUGUACCUUCCAAAUCCUAUGCAUUUUAUUUUUUGCCCCCCUUCUUCAAAUACGUUUUUUUUGCUGCUGUUUCCUUGAAAGCGAAUUGCUGAUGCAAAUUGAAUGGGGAUUUUACACUUUAAUUAUGCAGCAGGAUUCAUUUCGGGAUUAUGUUGCAUGAUCUGAAUUUUGAAUGAAGGAGGAGACCUUUUAAAAUCUGUCUAUAUAUGAGAAAAGUGUGGGGUUCAAGUCUUGGGUUGACUUUCUUUUUUAAUUAAUAUUUAAAUGUAUAAAGUAUAUAUUUUGUCUUCUUUUAAAUAUAUUAAAAGAGAUUUUAGGGUAAUUAUUUUUUCUUUAAUAUUCUGUAUAUAUUAUAUAUGUGUGUAGAAAAACUGACCAAGAUAUGGUUUUCAGCUGGGAAUUCUGAGAUGGAUUAUAUGUUCACUUCCAUCACUGAAGCACUGACUUUUUAAAAUACUUUUUAGAAACUGUAACACAUUUUAAAGUUUAGCUUUUUUUCAAAUAAUAAUAAAGACAAGAGUCCCAUUAAAAAAACUGAAGCAACCAUGUCUGGAGAAGUGCGCUUGAGACAGCUGGAACAGUUUAUUUUGGAUGGGCCAACUCAGACAAAUGGGCAAUGCUUUAGUAUGGAAACCUUGCUGGAUAUACUCAUCUGUCUUUAUGAUGAAUGUAAUAAUUCACCCCUGCGGAGGGAAAAGAAUAUUCUGGAGUAUUUAGAAUGGGCCAAGCCUUUCACUUCUAAAGUGAAACAGAUGCGAUUGCAUAAAGAAGACUUUGAAAUCUUGAAGGUGAUUGGCCGAGGAGCCUUUGGGGAGGUUGCAGUAGUCAAGUUGAAAAAUACAGAUAAAGUAUUUGCCAUGAAAAUACUAAAUAAAUGGGAGAUGCUGAAAAGGGCUGAGACAGCUUGUUUUCGAGAAGAGAGGGAUGUAUUAGUAAAUGGAGAUAACCAGUGGAUUACAACAUUGCACUAUGCCUUUCAGGAUGAAAACUAUUUAUACCUGGUUAUGGAUUACUACGUUGGUGGUGAUCUACUUACCUUGCUCAGUAAAUUUGAGGACCGGUUACCUGAAGAGAUGGCUCGCUUUUAUUUGGCUGAAAUGGUGAUAGCAAUUGAUUCUGUGCAUCAGCUACAUUAUGUCCACAGGGACAUCAAGCCAGACAACAUCCUAAUGGAUAUGAAUGGACAUAUUCGGUUAGCAGAUUUUGGUUCAUGUCUAAAACUGAUGGAAGAUGGAACGGUUCAGUCUUCAGUGGCAGUUGGAACACCAGACUAUAUUUCUCCAGAAAUCCUGCAGGCCAUGGAAGAUGGGAAAGGAAAGUAUGGUCCUGAAUGUGACUGGUGGUCUCUUGGUGUUUGCAUGUAUGAAAUGCUUUAUGGAGAAACUCCCUUUUAUGCUGAGUCCCUAGUGGAAACCUAUGGAAAGAUAAUGAACCAUAAAGAGAGGUUUCAGUUUCCUGUCCAAGUGGCGGAUAUCUCUGAAAAUGCGAAAGACCUUAUUCGCAGACUCAUCUGCAGCAGAGAACACAGACUUGGACAGAAUGGGAUAGAAGAUUUCAAGAACCACCCAUUCUUUGCAGGGAUUGACUGGGAUAACAUUCGAAAUUGUGAAGCACCUUACAUCCCUGAAGUUAGCAGUCCAACAGAUACAUCAAACUUUGAUGUGGAUGAUGAUUGCUUAAAGAAUUCUGAGACAAUGCCCCCACCAACACAUACUGCAUUUUCAGGCCAUCAUCUCCCAUUUGUAGGAUUCACAUACACAAGUAACUGUGUCCUUUCGGACUGCAGUAGUUUAAGAUUUGCUGCUGGGCAACCUGCUAUGGACCUUGAUGCCAACAUUCAAAGGACACUCGAGGAUACCUUAGCCACAGAAGCAUAUGAGAGGCGAAUAAGACGCCUGGAGCAGGAAAAACUUGAACUUAGUAGAAAACUUCAAGAGUCUACGCAGACAGUCCAGGCCCUGCAUUAUUCAACUGUAGAUGGUCCAUUAACAGCAAGCAAAGAUUUAGAAAUUAAAAGCCUAAAAGAAGAAAUUGAAAAGCUGAAAAAACAGGUGACUGAUUCUGGACAACUUGAACAGCAACUUGAAGAAGCCAGUUCUGCAAGGCGAGAAUUAGAAGAGGCUGCUCGACACAUCAAAACAUUUGAGAAGCAAAUCAAAGCACUAAAACAAGAAAAGGAUGAUCUUAAUAAAGAACUGAUUGAAUCUAGUGAAAGAUUAAAGACCCAAACCAAAGAGCUGAAAGAUGCACACAGUCAACGGAAGCUGGCCAUGCAAGAAUUCUCUGCAAUGAAUGAACGGCUUACUGACUUGCAUUCACAGAAACAGAAACUAACCCGUCAAGUCAGAGAUAAAGAAGAGGAAAUGGAAGUGGUGAUGCAAAAGGUGGAAAGCUUGAGGCAAGAGCUACGCAGAACAGAGAGAAUGAAAAAGGAACUGGAAGUUCAUGCAGAAGCUGCAGCUGCUGAAGCAUCCAAGGACAGGAAAUUGCGUGAACGAAGUGAGCAGUACUCUAAACAGCUAGAAAUUGAGCUAGAAGGACUAAAGCAGAAGCAAAUUGGCCGCUCUCCAGGGGUGAGCAGCACAGAACACCAACAAGAGAUCACCAAAUUAAAAGCUGAUCUGGAAAAGAAGACUGUUUUUUAUGAAGAGGAGCUAUCCAAACGAGAAGUGAUACAUUGUAAUGAAAUAAAAAACCUGAAGAAAGAACUGCGUGAUGGAGAGAGCCAACAACUUUCUCUUAAAAAAGAGAUCCUGAUCUUGAAAGACAAGUUAGAAAAGACAAGGAGAGAAAGCCAAAGUGAAAGAGAGGAAUUUGAAACGGAGUUCAAACAGAAAUAUGAACGGGAGAAGAUCCUGCUGACAGAGGAGAACAAAAAGCUUUCCAGUGAGCUUGAUAAGCUUACAGCUAUGUAUGAAAGACUUAGUAUGAAUAACAGGCAGUUAGAAGAAGAGAUGAGAGAUCUUGCUGACAAAAAAGAAUCUGUAGCACACUGGGAGGCCCAGAUUACUGAGAUCAUCCAAUGGGUGAGUGAUGAAAAGGAUGCUCGAGGCUAUCUGCAAGCUUUAGCCUCCAAAAUGACUGAAGAACUAGAGGCCCUGAGGAACUCCAGUUUAGGUGCAAGAGCAACAGAUAUGCCCUGGAAGAUGCGCCGUUUUGCAAAACUAGAUAUGUCUGCGAGGCUGGAACUACAGUCAGCCUUGGAUGCAGAAAUACGAGCCAAACAAACAAUUCAGGAGGAAAUGAAUAAAGUUAAAGCUUGUAAUAUUGCAACAGAAUGUAAGCUACAGGAAUCUGACAAGAAGAACUCUGAGCUGUUGGCAGAAAUAGAGAGACUGAAAAAAGAGACAGAAGAACUGAGAUCAGAAAAGGGCGUAAAGCACCAAGACUCACAGAAUUCUUUCUUGGCAUUUUUGAAUGCUCCUACCUCUGCUCUGGAUCAAUUUGAAGAUUCCCUUUCUUCUUCUUCAUCCUCAUUGAUUGAUUUUAUGGAUGAUCGCUCUCCUUCCUGUAUUCCAGCUCACAAAGGCAGACGUAUUGAUUCUGUUGAAAAUUUUACCUUAUCUAAUACGCCUUCACGGGAUGAAGAUAUCAAGUGUCACCUUCAUUCAAGAUCUAGGUCCCCUUCCACAGCUAGUGACAUUGAACCAAUUGAGGUUUCAGAUCAUCCUUUGCGUCCUGUUCACACACCAACCACAAGGUCACCAUAUAUUGGUUCAGGACUCUCUGUUCCAAAGCCUAAGGCCCAUCAGUUUGUAGUGAAAUCCUUUAAUACCCCUACAAAAUGUAAUCAGUGCACAUCUUUGAUGGUUGGCUUAAUAAGACAGGGAUGUACUUGUGAAGUAUGUGGAUUUUCAUGCCAUGUGACCUGUGCAGAUAAGGCACCAGCAGUAUGUCCUAUCCCUCCUGAACAGACAAAGGGUCCUUUAGGGAUUGACCCUCAGAAAGGCAUAGGAACUGCUUAUGAAGGGCAUGUCCGAGUUCCUAAACCAGCUGGAGUGAAGAAAGGGUGGCAGAGGGCAUUGGCUGUUGUCUGUGACUUCAAGCUCUUCCUUUAUGAUAUUGCAGAAGGAAAAACAUCCCAGCCCAGUGUAGUAGUGAGUCAGGUUCUUGAUAUGAGAGAUGAAGAAUUCUCCGUUUGUUCAGUCUUGGCUUCUGAUGUCAUCCACGCAAAUCGAAAAGAUAUUCCCUGUAUCUUUAGAGUGACAGCUUCCCAGCUAUCAGCAUCCAGUAACAAGUGUUCAAUCCUGAUCCUGGCUGAUAGUGAGAAUGAAAAGAGCAAGUGGGUAGGAGUCCUGAAUGAGUUACACAGGAUUUUAAAGAAGAACAAGCUUAAAGAUCGUUCAGUUUAUGUUCCUAAAGAGGCCUAUGAUAGCACUUUGCCCCUCAUUAAAACAACACAGGCAGCAGCAAUCAUAGAUCACGAAAGAAUAGCUCUGGGAAAUGAAGAAGGAUUAUUUGUUGUACAUGUCACCAAGGAUGAGAUAAUUCGUGUUGGUGACAAUAAAAAAGUUCAUCAGAUUGAGCUCAUUCCGAAUGAACAGCUUAUAGCAGUGAUCUCAGGACGAAACCGUCAUGUACGGCUAUUCCCUAUGACUGCCCUGGAUGGACGAGAGACUGAUUUUUAUAAACUGGCAGAGACGAAGGGCUGUCAGACUAUCGUUUCAGGACAAGUGCGCCAUGGAGCCCUUACUUGCUUGUGUGUGGCAAUGAAAAGACAAGUCCUCUGCUAUGAACUAAAUCACAGCAAGACACGUCACAAAAAAAUUAAAGAGAUCCAAGUGGCUGGGAAUGUCCAGUGGAUGGCAGUCUUUAGUGAGCGACUCUGUGUGGGCUACCAGUCAGGAUUCUUAAAAUACCCUUUGCAUGGAGAAGGAAACCCGCAUAGUUUACUUCACCCAGAUGAUCAUACAUUGUCAUUCAUUGCACAACAGCCAUCGGAUGCCAUCUGUGCAGUUGAGAUCUCAAAUAAAGAAUACUUGCUGUGUUUUAGCAGCGUGGGGGUUUAUGUGGACUGCCAAGGCCGAAGAUCUAGGCAACAGGAACUAAUGUGGCCCGCAACUCCUUCUUCUGCCUGUUAUAAUGCCCCAUACCUCUCAGUAUAUAGUGAGAAUGCAGUUGAUAUAUUUGAUGUGAACUCCAUGGAGUGGAUUCAGACUAUCCCCCUUAAGAAGGUACGCCCCUUAAACACAGAUGGAUCGCUAAACCUCCUUGGAUUAGAAACAGUUCGGUUAAUAUAUUUCAAAAAUAAGAUGGCAGAGGGUGAUGAACUGGUAGUUCCUGAGACUUCAGAUAACAGCCGGAAGCAAAUGGUUCGAAAUAUCAACAAUAAGAGGCGUUACUCAUUCAGAGUGCCUGAGGAGGAGAGAAUGCAACAGAGGAGGGAGAUGCUCCGAGAUCCAGAAAUGAGAAAUAAAUUAAUUUCUAAUCCAACCAACUUUAACCACAUAGCACACAUGGGCCCAGGAGACGGUAUACAGAUUCUCAAAGACCUGCCAAUGCCUAGGUCCCCUUGUCCAUCCCCUCAUCAUCAAUCCUGUCUCAUCUCUUCUCCGAGCAACUUUGAGCACAUCUAUCACAUGACUGUUAAUUCUGCUGAAAAUUUCCUCUCCCAUGAUUCCGUAAACCCUGCAUAUCCCCCACCUCUACGCUCUAUCCCUCGUACACCAGUUAUGAAUCUAAGGAACCUUCGACCUCAGGAAAGUCGGACUAUGUUUAGUGGCUCUGUCAGUAUCCCAUCAAUUACAAAAUCUCGGACUGAACCUGGACGUUCCAUGAGCGCUAGCAGUGGCCUGGCAGCAAGAUCAUCUGCACAAAAUGGCAGUGCUUUGCGGAGGGAAUUCUCAGGAGGUAGUUAUGGAGCAAAGCGUCAGCCAAUGGCAUCCCCUUCAGAUGGCUCCUUGUCCUCUGGUGGUUUGGAUCAGGGUAGUGAUGCACCAGUGAGAGACUAUGAGCGAGAGGACUCUGACUCUCCGAGACAUUCAACAGCAUCUAACAGCUCCAACCUGAGCAGCCCUCCCAGCCCCAUUUCUCCUCACAAGAAUAAGAACCUCUCCCUGGAGAGCUCUGACCACGUGAGUUGGGACACAUGAACUGCUUCAGCAUUCAGAUUUGACACCUCAGCAGCUUAUUGUCCCCAUGACUCUUCGCUUGUUCUCGUUGACAUCAUCCCCAGCUUCCCUCCAGAAUCAGACUAUAGGAGGGGGAGGAAUAAAAGGAAGAGAAUAUAUUUGCCUUCUCUCACACAAGCAGUGUAACUUCACCUCUCCUCCCCCCCCCCCCUCAUUCAAUAGUAGUGGCAAACAAAACAAAGAGGGAAAAGGGAGGGGUUAGUUUACGUGAGAUACUGGUACAUUUGUAUUAGCAUUUAUUUUAUUUCACAGGAUUACAGCUGUUUCCAUUAAUUAUUGUGGGCAUGUUUAACACUACACUACCACUCCAGACCAAACACAGUAGUGUAAACAGACCAAAACAGAAUCUAUAAGAGAAAAAUCAGAUUUUUGCUUUGACACACACAGUAUCUCAUUAUAUUUUCGCAAAAGUAGCACAGCAACACUCCUCAUCUCUGGUGGUGGAGUGAAAUUAGCCCUGCAGAGGGGCACAUGCGUACGCUUUCAGUCAGUCACUCUGUUUGAAUGUCAAUCUGAUUGUUGCCAGCAAAUCCUUAUUAAAAAAAUGAAGCAUAUUUUACUACAAUACAGAAUUUAAAUACACAUAAUUAAGAGUUAAUACAUAUGUAUAUAAUAAAAGAAAAAGCAGCAUUGUGAUGCAGUGGAAGAUGGGGUUCCUGUUUAAAAGAUCCUUUAAUUUAAGUCAUCUUGUGUUGUUCCUUUUUUUCAUACUAAAUAAUCUACAUAUUGGAGGUGUGAUUAGAAUAUACAACAUGGCACUGAGUAAAACCACAUAGCCCUGGAUUAAGAUCCAUCCUCACAACUGUUCUGAGAUUUCUUAUUGUCAUUAGAAGAUAUAAAGCCAUAAUCCUCACUUUUAAAAUAUCUGUCCUCUCGUCUGCCUUCUGUUGGAAGGUAAACUGCUCCAAUCUACAAGCAAAAUCCACAACCCAAAUCUACAAGCAUAAAGUUGGCAUUUUGUCUAUAUGGCAGUUUUUUGCAGAGUCAGCAUACAGCCCCAAUGAUCUAGUGAAUGAUGGUGUUCCUAGUCUGGUAGUUUGCUAGAACAUUUGAUGGCUGAAGACUUCUAUUCUGAAGAUGUUCAUUGCAGUCAUUUUCCUAUUCCCCUAUCUCAACUCAGUGCAUAUUUAAUGUUAUUAAUGCCAUAAAAUACUUGGUGUUUGGAUCCAGCAGAGAAGUGCUUGGCAUGGCAGAACAUUCCUCUGUGAAGAGCAGCCUGAGAAAACUAUUGGAUCAUUGCUUAAAUAAACAGUGGCAAAUACAACAUGGAAAUAGAUAGCAAGAGCAAGGUAACUUCCCAGCAGCACUCUAUCUACUUCAGUGUGGUUUGCAUUUUGGGACUAGGUGAAUGUGAUUUUUCUUUUCCUUGGGAUUCUUACUAUCAUAUGCCAUGACCAAGCUAGGACAGAGAAAGAGUUUGGUGUUUUGCUUUAAGCUUAUAUUAGUGGUUUCAUACAUUUUGAUAUAUUUCAUGGGUCCCACCAAACCAUUUCAAACCCUUCUAGUGCACAACUAAACAAGAAAAGUGUAACUAAUAGGAUGGGAAUUUUCACAAGUUCCCACUACAAAUUAUAUCAUUGCUAUUCAUGCAGGGUGCAGAUUAACUACCAUGAGAUACAGAUAAUUGUCUUUGACCAUCUAGCUGUGUUGAGUCUGCUAGUAGUUGGUUCUGCGUCUUAUCUGCAGUGGUGGAUUGUCACAUCCAAAGCUACCACUUAGCUCUUUUAUACUGGGGGAAAUGGUUGGGGGGAAAGGGAUGCAGAACUUUUCUUUUUAAGUAUGACGUCCUAAUUCUGUCAAUUUUGGCUUGUCGGAGUCUUAAGAAUUUAUUUUAUGUAUUUUGUUGUCAUAAAGGAUAUUUUGUAUCUCAACUACCAGUCAACUACCCUAAGUUAGUUGCCAGCUCAGCGGACUUUUCAGAAACUGGCAGGACAUAGAGACACAUUUACAAUUACUGCUUCUGUACCAUCCAGUACAAAAGUGUUCUUACCCCAGUAACCUCCCCUCUUCCUCCCUAUGACACCUCUUAAAUCUACACACCACUACACACAAUUGUUAAGACAAGCCUGAUGCUUUCCUCCUGUCAUUUUUGUUUAAACACUAGAGAGGCUUUAAACUCUAUACAGUUGGCCUGCGUGAUUAUCCAUCUCAAAGUUAUUGUCUUGGAUGCCUCCCAAAGUUCCUUGACAAUUGAUCCAUUCUCCUGGAAGGAAAAGAACAAUAACACCUGAAUUUCUAGCUGUAACAGAGGUGAUUGGAAGGAAAUACCCUCCUGACAAUUAUAUUUUAUAUCAUGUUGGGCCAUUUUACAUGCUGAAUGUACUACCUUUUGUAUAGAUGACAGCACUUUGGGAUAGACUUGGGUACAUGCAGUCACUUACUUGUUAUGAACACUUGUUUCCAAUUAAACCCAAUGUGGAUGCUUUAAUAUCUGUAGAAUGGCUUGCUGGUGAAGUUGGGAUUUGCUGCUAUGUAUUGUUCCGUUUCCAUUCAUAUGUUGAUAGCAAUUGUCCAAGCACUUUUAUAAUCUUUCAAUGAAUCCUGAUUAAUUUGAUUGUCUCCUUGUAUACCCAGUAUCAGGCUAUGCUGUGCCUAAUGGAAUAAAUUGGGGGGGGGGGGGGGGGCUGGUUCAGGCACCGUAUUCUUGAGGCCCAUUAAAUCAGAUUUCAGUCCCUAAAAAUCUUUUAAGAUUGUACAGAUUUUGCCCAAAGUACCAGUGUUUUUCCUAGCUUACAAAGAAACUACCCAAAAUAAUUAAUCUUCAUUUUCAGACACAUUCCUUGUGUACUAUCCAUUUUUUAUUCUCUCCACUCCAUUUUUCAUUAGCUGGUUUCUUCUAGAGGUUGAUUUGUGUGUUAACUGUUUUUGUUCCUAGCCUGCAUUUUUUAGAGCAGUCUUAGUUUUGAAAAAAAUCACAAUGACAUUUGUGUUAAACUCUCAGGUAUUUGAAUGCAGCAGGAUAUCUUCAUAGGAUGAACAUGAAAUGCAAUAAUUAUUUUGGGCAUGAGAUUCAUCACAGAUACACCUCAAACAUAACUUUCAGUUAUAAUAUGUUGAAAAGUUUGGUGAUUGACUGAAUUCAAGAUGACAGUUUAGAGCCUUGAAUGUGCAGAAACAUUAGGGUUUUUUCCAGGUUUUUCUAAUAGUAGCACCUCAAUUUUGUCUUUUUCCUAGGCAGUCAGAAAGUAAUUGGGAACCCAAAAUCUGGCUUACUGGAAUUUAUUUAGCCUUAGACAAUUUCACCACAGGUGUGAAAUUACCUCUGUACAGCCCUGGUUCCAUACAACAAUGCCCUGUUUAGGGACUUUGGGAUAAACUUCAUGGAGGUGCUUAUGACAUCCAUUCAGGCCAACACAAUAAGGCUUGCCACUUGGAGUCUAAUAAUGUCUCCAAAGUAUAAUCUUUGGGCUAGUGAUACAAUAUGGGCUUCUAACCCCCAAGCCUAGUGGGAGGGGGAAUUUCCAAUAUACUGUAGAUUUUCAACUUUAAAGACCGUGUACAUUAAGGCAGUUCCACAUCUUGUCAUCUUGUCUGUUUCCUUAUAUAGAGAAAGUCAUCCACCAUAAGAAACUGUCUCGCUUAUGCGGAAGCAAUCCACAACCAAAAACCAGUGUUGGUAUUUCACAGCAAUUAUUCCUGCCUUUUUAUGUAUGACAGUUUCAUAUCAUUUAUUUUUUAAAAGAUAUUUUUAGGGAUUUUUUCAUUGUAAUAUUGUUGUACAGUUUUGCAUGGCCUAGAUGUAAUCACUUUUUGUUUGUUUGUUUUUAGAGUAUAAAAGCUGACAAGUGUGCGUAUGGGGGAAAGAUAAUGCUUUUUGCCUCUUCUCACUCUUAUUUUUGGUUUAUGCCCUCAAUGUUAUAGAGGACAUUGUAAGAGACUCUCUGCUCCAGAACAAUGAUGUAGAUUCUUUUGCACAGAAAUAUUUAAGGUGGCUAAGUCAAUGCUGUAAUAAAUGACCAGUCACCAAUAUUUUAUGUUGGUAACACUUAAUAUUAACCUACUUUGAUGUAUUGCAAUAAAACAGGGAACUAUUAGAAAUAAA